Molecule: messenger RNA, 1875 nt
Organism: Eucalyptus grandis
Lineage: Eukaryota; Viridiplantae; Streptophyta; Magnoliopsida; Myrtales; Myrtaceae
Product: probable methyltransferase PMT15
Exons: 6
Coding region: 1-1755 (584 amino acids)
Cellular component (GO): trans-Golgi network; cytoplasm; endosome
Molecular function (GO): methyltransferase activity
Source: RefSeq, a predicted model, not a curated record
AUGGCUCCUCGUCUUCCUCCUCUGUUCCGUCUCGUACCUCCUCGGCUCAUGGCGAAAAGCGGCUGUCACGAUUGCCGCCUCCAAGCCCUGCGUCUCCUCGUCGCUCGACUUCCGUCCCCGCCGCGCCCAAGAUGGGGAGCAUCGUCGAGUGAGAACGUCAGGACCUACCAGCCAUGCGAUGUCAAGCACAGCGAGCACACCCCGUGCGAGGACCCCAAGAGGUCUCACCGGUUCGACAGGAGGAGGCUGAUAUUCCGGGAGCGGCAUUGCCCCGAGAGGAACGAGACGCUCAAGUGCCGGGUCCCGGCCCCACCCGGAUACCGGAACCCAUUCCGGUGGCCCACAAGCCGGGAUAUGGCGUGGUACGCCAACGUGCCACACAAGGAGCUCACGGUGGAGAAGGCGGUCCAGAACUGGAUCCAGUUCGAGGGCGACCGGUUCCGCUUCCCCGGGGGCGGGACAAUGUUCCCUAACGGCGCAGACGCCUACAUCGACGACAUCGGGAAGUUGAUCGAUCUCAGGAAUGGGUCCAUACGGACCGCCAUCGAUACUGGUUGCGGAGUUGCUAGUUGGGGCGCUUAUCUUCUGUCUCGAGGCAUCCUAGCGAUGUCAUUCGCCCCAAGGGACACGCACGAAGCUCAAGUCCAGUUCGCCCUUGAGCGAGGAGUGCCUGCACAAAUUGGGGUCCUUGCAUCCAAGCGCCUUCCCUAUCCAUCCCGAGCUUUCGACAUGGCUCAUUGCUCUCGCUGCCUCAUUCCGUGGGACCUAUUCGAUGGGAUAUAUCUCAUCGAAGUGGAUCGAGUUCUGCGGCCUGGCGGGUACUGGAUCCUGUCCGGCCCGCCGAUCAAUUGGAAGAAUCACUGGAGUGGUUGGCAGAGAACAAAGGAAGAUCUGAGUGCUGAGCAGACCAGAAUUGAGAAUGUAGCAAAAAGUCUUUGCUGGAAGAAGCUGGUGGAAAAGGAUGACAUUGCAAUAUGGCAAAAGCCUAUCAAUCAUUUGCAUUGCAAGGUCAAUUUGUGCCCGUCUCAGGAUCCAGACAAGGCCUGGUAUACCAGCAUGGAAACGUGCUUGACUCCAUUGCCCAAAGUCAAAGACGGCCAGGAAAUUUCCGGGGGUGAGUUGGCUAAUUGGCCUGAGAGGCUGAACACAAUUCCACCGAGGAUCAGCAAGGGAACGCUGCCGGGCAUCACGGCCGAGAUCUUCCAAAGGGAGACGGCAUUGUGGGAGAGGAGGGUGUCAUAUUACAAGACCGUGAACAACCAGCUAGGACUCCCGGGGAGGUACCGCAACUUGCUGGAUAUGAAUGCCUACUUGGGCGGGUUCGCAGCCACGCUCGUCCAAGACCCCGUCUGGGUCUUGAACGUGGUUCCUGUGGAAGCCAAGGUCAACACUCUUGGAGCUAUCUACGAACGAGGACUCAUCGGAACAUACCAUAGCUGGUGCGAAGCGAUGUCCACAUAUCCGAGAGCAUACGACCUCAUUCAUGCCGAUUCCCUGUUUAGCCUCUAUCAGGACAGGUGUGAAUUGGAUGACAUAUUGCUUGAGAUGGACAGAGUUCUGAGGCCAGAAGGGAGCUUCAUACUGCGAGACGAUGUGGACAUGCUGGUGAAGGUCAAGAGGAUCAUUGACACGAUGAACUACGACAGCCAAAUCGUCGACCAUGAAGACGGACCACUCGUGAGAGAGAAGCUCUUGUUCGCCGUCAAGUCUUAUUGGACAGCUUCUGCUCCCUCAGACGAUCCGCACACAUCCUGAACACCACCAUAGAUAAAUUCCUCCCGCAUCUCGCCGACAGUUUUGUUUUUCUCGAAUCUAGAUUCUUAAAAUUCGACUCUUUCGAGUUUCAAAUGGCCCCGGUUAUAUGAUCACUUCACU